GUUGCCAUCUGCAAACCCUUGCACUACGGGACACUCCUGGGCAGCAGAGCUUGUGCCCACAUGGCAGCAGCUGCCUGGGGCAGUGGGUUUCUCCAUGCUCUGCUGCACACGGCCAAUACAUUUUCCCUACCCCUCUGCCACGGCAAUGCUAUGGACCAGUUCUUCUGUGAAAUCCCCCAGAUCCUCAAGCUCUCCUGCUCAGAUGCCUACCUCAGGGAAGUUGGGCUAACUGUGACUGGUGCCUGUUUAGUCUUUGGGUGUUUUGUUUUUAUCGUGGUGUCCUAUGUGCAGAUCUUCAGGGCUGUGCUGAGGAUCCCCUCUGAGCAGGGACGGCACAAAGCCUUUUCCACGUGCCUCCCUCACCUGGCCGUGGUCUCCCUGUUUAUCAGCACUUGCAUAUUUGCCUACCUGAAGCCCCCCUCCAUCUACUCCCCAUCCCUGGAUCUGGUAAUGGCAGUUCUGUACUCAGUGGUGCCUCCAGUGAUCAAAGCUCAUCUUUUCACUCUUGACUUUCCCAGGUGA
This is a messenger RNA of Grus americana (Whooping crane), 522 nucleotides long. RefSeq names its product olfactory receptor 14C36-like. Gene Ontology annotation, biological process: G protein-coupled receptor signaling pathway. The annotation marks the transcript as partial. Lineage: Eukaryota; Metazoa; Chordata; Aves; Gruiformes; Gruidae. Gene Ontology annotation, molecular function: olfactory receptor activity. The transcript is spliced from 2 exons. Gene Ontology annotation, cellular component: membrane. The record is from RefSeq and is a predicted model, not a curated record.